GCUGGUGUUGAGACGGGGAAGAUGUGAUGAGGAGAGAGAGCGGGGGGUGGCCAGGAGAAGAACAGUCAUCGGCGAGGGUAUUUUGUCACGCCGGGGCUAGAGGUGGAGGAAAAGGAGCACCGAAAUCAGAUGGAUGUCAGUUUCCCCCAAUAAGAAGGGGGGAGGAGGAAGGAACAAAGGGAUGACCUUCGCAAAGAUCGGCUGAACCAGCAAAAUGCAGAUGGCACAGGCCGUCGUGGAGGUAUCGAUCUGUCCCUGGUCCGUUUGAGGGAGAAAGGGUGGUUUCGGAACCGGCGCCCGUGACGGUGUGGUCUGUUUGGGAGGAACGGAUUGAGGAAUUUGGGAAGGAGCAUCGUCAGCCCCCCUGGUCUCGGCAGCCUUCCCCCUCUCCUGUUUCAGCACGUACCUGCUGUGUUUAUUCUCACUGUCUCUUCAGAGGGCCUGAGCGUGUGUGGAGAUGUAUGCCUUCUACUCCCUGCUGGUCUAUAUCUUCUACUCCGUCUUCAAGAAGGAGGAGGAGGCAGCCCUGGAGGAGGAGGGCCCAGGAGGAGCCAGCGCGGGGGUAUGUAGAGAACCUGGGCAUGUUUCCAUGGAAACAGGGAGCAGGAGGAAAAAUGGCCACACCCCCAGUUUGAGAAGAAGGGGGUGUGCCCGGCAGUCUGACUCUGGCAGUAGUAGCAGUGACAGUGAUGGCCUGUCGCUCAGUGAAGAAGAUGAAGGCGAUGAAGAAGUCCCUGGGGCUGUAGCCAGCACCCCGCUGUCAGCCUUCCUAUCUUUUAAGCAGGAGGCAGAGAAGAGGAGGUCUUCUCAUGUUCCACAGGAAAUGGGUGGAAAGGUUGCUGAGUCGCCGCUGGUGGCGGUGAUGUCUCACCUGCUGAGCUUCCUGGAGCAGUACUCCCACCUGCAGCAGAUGCAGCAGCAGGCCGAGCAGUACCGCGUGCAGCUGAGGCGGCACCGGGUCCAGCACCGCCGCCAGGUCAAGGCCCUGCGCGCCUCCUACCGCCAGCGUCUGAGGGACAAGAGCACCGUCAUCGACAGCCUGGAGGAGGCCAUCGCCCUGCAGCAGAGCCCCCUGCUGGAGACUGAGGGUGAGUGUGAUGCUGCCCCAGGGGCCCAGGGAGGACUGCAUAAGUUGGUGGAGUCUCUGUGCGGCUUGCAGGGAGAGCGGUCUCAGCUGAAGGGGGAGCUGCGCUCUCUGCACACAGAGCUGGAGCAGAAAGACCAGGACCGACACUCUCGUGUGCAGGCCUUCCAGCAACAGAUCGACGAGUUGAAGCACUGCAUCAAGGAGCGAGAGGAUGAGCUGGCCAGACUGAGAGCUGAAUCUGGAGUGACAGACUCUGAGAAGCGAGUGCUUUGCCUGUCAGCUGAGAACGAGAGCCUGAAACAGAGUCUGAGUGUGACUCAGGGCCUCCUGCAGCAGCUGUCAGUCAUCCCAUCCCAGUCCAGCUCCAUGCUCAUCAAGGAGAAUGAGACACUGCGGAGUCGUGUUCAGCAGCUGGAGACCUCCCUGCAGCAGCGCGGGGAGCAGCUGUCCCUCCUGGAGCGCAGGAGCGAGCAGGCCGAGUGGAGGCGCGGGGAGGAGCUCCGGAGGAGGGAGGAGAGACUGAGGGAGCUGCAACUGGAGCUGGACAAGGAGCGCGGCAAAGAGCCCGUGGUCAAGUAUGUCACUCAGACAGUAGAGGUGGAGUCACCUUCAACACUGAGGCAACUGGGUGAGGCCAAAGAGAAGAAUGAACGAUUGGCUAAGAAGCUGUCCAAUCGAAAUGAGAAGUGCAGGGAAUUGGAGGAGCUGCUCAGGCAAUCAGACAAGGUCAUUGCUAACCUGCAGCAUAAGAUUGCUGCUUAUGAAGUGGAGAUUGGGAAGCUUCGGGAUGAGCUGCUGAAGGAGAUCGGGCACCUGGAGGAGCGUAAGGACGAAGCGGUGAAGGCUGCAGCUGACUGCUCUGAGCAGCACCUGCACAAUCUGCAGCAGCAGUUUACAGGUCUGCAGCAGCGUCUGGCUGCCCUCCCCCCGACCCUGCGCUCCAUGAAGACGGAUUAUGCCAGCCUGCGCAGCCAAGUCCGCAACUUCUCCGACUUCUACGGAGCUGCCAUCAGUGAGGCCAAGAAACAGCUUACAGCUGUGAUCAGUGAGAUGUCGGAGGCAAACAAGGACCUGCUGGAGAAGUACAGGAAGGAAGUGGCACUACGCAGGAAGUACCACGAGCAGCUGGUGGAGCUCAAAGGUAACAUCCGUGUGCUCUGUCGCGUGAAGCCUGUUCUGAAGGAGGACCAGCAGGAUGAAGGGCAGGCAGUUGUUGUGACAACAGACCCAAAUAACGAGUCCGCUCUCACUGUGAUGAGCAAGGGCAAAGGGCGCACAUUUGAACUGGACAAGGUCUUCCACCCACAUGCUUCACAAGAGGAGGUUUUCCAGGAGAUUGAACCUCUGGUGACAUCCUGCAUCGAUGGAUAUCAUGUCUGCAUUUUCGCUUAUGGGCAGACAGGAUCUGGGAAAACCUACACUAUGGAGGGCAGUGUGGAGAAUCCAGGCAUUAACCAACGAGCGCUGAAACACCUCUUCAGUGAGAUAGAGGACAGGAAGGACAUGUGGAGCUACUCUAUCAGUGUGAGCUCAGUGGAGAUUUACAACGAGAUCCUCAGAGACCUGCUCAGUAAGGAUGGGGAGAAACUGGACAUCAAGUUAAAUCCAGAUGGAACCGGCCAAUUGCAUGUCCCUGGCCUCAGGGUCAUUGAGGUCAGGAGUUUCCAGCACAUUAAAAAGAUUCUGGCCAUUGCCCGAAGGAAUCGGAUUACGUUUGGCACCCAGAUGAACCAGCAUAGCUCUCGCUCCCAUGCCCUACUCACCAUCACUGUACUGGGCACUGACCUGGCCAACGGUGCCAAAACCACCGGUAAGCUGAACCUGGUGGACCUGGCUGGCUCAGAGCGGGUGUGGAAGUCGGGGGCAGAGGGGGAGCGCCUAAAGGAGGCCCAGAACAUCAACCGCUCCCUGCUGGCCCUGGGGGACGUGAUCCAAGCCCUGAGGGGUCGUCAGACACACAUCCCUUUCAGAAACUCCAGACUCACCUACCUACUGCAGGACUCUCUCGGCAAAGGCAACAAGACAGCCAUGGUGGUCCAGAUUUCUUCUCUGGAGAGCAACGUGGGUGAGACUAUGUGCUCGCUGAAGUUUGCCCAACGGGUGUGUAAGGUAGAGCUGGGACCUGCUGCACGUAAGAUUGAAACUGCAGACAAGUGUGAAAAUCUAUCUUAAACCACCACCAUCGCUAUCCACCCAACCAAAACUCUCAGAGAAAGAUCCUGACACUGAACUGUAGGUCCGUAGCCUGGCUCCUGACUGGGCAACAGCUGUAAUGGUCUGAAAUCAGACAUUUGGGUUGUGCUGUUGGUUUGUGUGGUCAUAAAGAAGAAAUGGAGGGAGAAUGCCUGCUAUGGUGCUUGGAAACAGCUCUUCUUCCUAAACAGAGUUGCAUGCAAAACUAUAGCAUUUUCCCCAGUGAAACAGCGUCCCCUCAGUGCCAAAACAACCUCUGCCUCACUGACCUCUUCAUCGGGUGUCCCCUUCAUGCCUGGUGCUGUCAUGUUAUAAGGAGGAAUGGGAUUUAUUUGAUUCUGUGAUGAAAGAUCCAAUGAUAUAACUCUAACCGUUGUUAGGUAGUGUUCCACAGACAAGACAAGAGGACAAGGAUUUCAGUUCAGCAACAAAAAUGCCCAGGCAUUGCCACUUGCUAUGUAUGAGCUAUUACAAUAUAAUCUAUAUAUAAUCUUACAAUUUAUACAUAUUACUGAUUCAAUUAUACUUUAUAGGUUAAUGUUUAUUAGUUAUUAGCCUAUAGUUACUGUGAUGAGAAACUAUUAAUAUUUUGUGGGGAAAGUACGGGCUAAAGAAUAUUGGAAUUUUCACAAGGAUUUCUAAUAAUAAUCUUGUGCAAUCCAUAUCAUACUGAUACAUGGUUGAGUAUAAACAUGGUGUUUCCAUUAAUGUUUUCUGUCAUGUAGAACUCCAGUCGUCGCAUUUCUAUAGAAACAAAAAAUUGGUGAAUCGAGUUUGAAAUUGAUUUACCCUGAGCCGCUUUUCAUUGCAACAAAUUGAAAACAUUUUCUAAAAGAAUUAAACCUGGCGGCGGCUCAGUAUUUUGCAAACAUGUUGUAAUUUAAAUGCAUAAUUGCAGUUUACUGAAAAAUCGAUGGCUAUUUAGGGGUGGGAGCACCAUUUUUAUGGGAAGAAAGUAUUUUCUGCUUUUGAAAUAGAACCAAGUAGGUGCUUAGAACCAUGUAUGUGACUACUUCCAGUAAAUGUUAUGCCAAAAAAUAGCUUUGUUGUCGUUUUACAGGCGAGUUUCUACUAAUACCUAGCUAGCCAUUGCAGUACAAUUGACUAAGUUGUCACAUGAAGAUGUUUAUAUAACUGACAACUGAAAGAUAUCUCUUGAUAUUCCUCUUUAAGGGCUAAUUACACUAGCCAAAAUUGGAAGAGAAUAGGUUUUCUUGACUAUGCUAUUGGAGGAAUAUUUGAGGUUUGGUGCACUCUCAAUGUGCUAAUAUCUCACACACAUCAACGCUGCAAAAUAACUGGUCCACAGUAACAGCUGUAUAACUCCAGCAGUGCAUGUAUGUUUUUGAUUGGCAGAUUGCACACAUCACACAAAAAACAGUCUAAGCCAAUUUAAAAAUGCACUAAAUCUGAAAGACCAUUUAAAAAAAACUGUACCCUUUAAGGCAUUCUUACCACUAACAUAAACACCACCAUCAUUUUACUGUUGUGUCAGAUAGAGCAAGGGAUUGAACAAUGUGUGUACUCAGUGUUGAAAUAAAGAAUCUGACCCAUCAAAAUAUAAAGCCAUAGCAGCAUGUAGCAGACUUUACUUUCGGGUUGUCAUACAGUACAGCUGCCAUCAUCAAAUCUGGACCUUGAAUCCAAAUCUGCCCGUUUCUUUUUCUCCAAGGUAAUUAGCUGAACAAUUAGUGCUACUGAUUGGCCAGACUGUCUUCACAUCUGACUCCCAGGUAAAGGGGUGGAAAAGCAGCAGUUCUCAGACCUCAAAGACUGAAAUUUGAUGACCCAUGCAGUACACCUUCUGGAAAGUAAAAUUACCUCAAACAUCAGAUUUAUCAAGAUCUGAUUUAGCUGAUGAGUCUAACUUUUUGAUAUAAUUCCAUCAAAACGUUGCUUCCAACACAAAGGCUAAAGCAACAGGUAACUUUCCUUCUCCCAUAAUCUAUAACCUGAGAUACGACUACACGACUGUAGUCACUUGGGGAAAGGUUGCCUGUAGUGUAUUUUUCUGACAAAUUCUCUCACACAUACAAUUGGUAUACCAGAAAUGAUAAACUGUCCUCUUUAGUCUAGAAAACAAUGUACCGCUAUACUGUCACAGGGUACUAAUAGUAGUACUGUAUUUAACUGCACUUUAUCAGUGUGAUGAAUCCACACGUGAUGUGAUGGAAUGAGAUUUAGUGUAGAUGAUGCUCGGGUGGUAGCAGUAAAGUCAGAACAUCUGUAUUGUGCAUAGAAUAUUUUUCAGGUAUAUCCUGUUGAUGAAUUUCAGUUAUAUGCUGUCAACAAAAUAAGUAAGAUUCAUAAAUUUCUGUUAAUACCAGUAGCAGCUUGAGAACUUCAAAAAGCAGUGGCAGAAAUUGUACCUUUACGGACCAUUUGUCUGAACCAAAUUUUAUUUUACUUGAUUAUCGUGCCAAUAAUAUUUUCAAUUUGGACUGAAUUCCAAGGUUAUGGAAUUAUUUUUUUGGAGAUAUUAGUUUCACCUUCUGGAAUGGAUUAUUUGACUAAUUAUUCACCUUUAUUUAUACAGGAUAGGUUGAAUUGAAUUACUAAUCAAAGAGAAUUAACAGACAGAGCCAUCAAAUGUGAGAUUUCUGCCACCUCCUUUUAAAUUUUACCAGCUGCAUUUGAUAUGCAUUUUAAAUGUCCCUCUGGUUUGGACAGUGAAAACAUGAAUCCCAAAGGUAUUAAUGUUUGUACAAGGGCACAAUAAUGUACAACUUCACCUCAAAAUCGAAAUUAUUUUACUGGAAAAAGAUAUUUACAAAAAUGGAUGUAGAAAUAAAAGGUGUACACAAACAA
Messenger RNA from Conger conger (European conger), 6088 nucleotides. RefSeq names its product kinesin-like protein KIFC3. The coding region runs from base 458 to 3259 and encodes 933 amino acids. Lineage: Eukaryota; Metazoa; Chordata; Actinopteri; Anguilliformes; Congridae. The record is from RefSeq and is a predicted model, not a curated record. The transcript is spliced from 19 exons. Gene Ontology annotation, biological process: microtubule-based movement. Gene Ontology annotation, molecular function: ATP binding; microtubule motor activity; microtubule binding.